GCAGCAGGCGAAUGAUUCUUGUUGAACCUGCUCACCCUGUUUGGCCAGCUUGCUGAUUGGCUGUAGUUGUUGAGGCCACCCCUGGUUUGAGCUGGGUUUUCUCACUUUGUUCUUGGAUCAGCUCUUGUGUGACAGUGGGUGACUCUGCUCAGACCCCACUCCAGCUGCUGCACUGACCACCCUCCACCAUGAGGCUGCUCAUACUCCUGGCACUCGCCUCCAUUGUAGGAGCUUUUAAUAUCACAUUGGUGAAUGAAAGCAGCAGCGGGAUUGUUGGAAGCGUCCGUUCAAUGUCUGCAAUCAUGAGUUUGCCUCCUUGCAAAUUUUCAAGGCAGGAUGUCACAGUCAGUGUUACAAACAGCACUGGAGGGCCAGGGCCAGAACAGCCCAGCUUUAAGAUGCCAAUCUGUCGAUUCAAACGAGAAUUGGUCAGUCUUGUGUCCAACAUUAAUGGUAUUUCACAAACAUUGAACCUGGGCUACAGAAUUAAAAAUCUGAAACCGAACACUGGUUACAAUGUGGUUUAUCAUGUCGGUGACCAGAUGAGCAACUCUCUGUCGAUCAUAACCACCUCACCGAUUGACUUCCGGAAUAUUGAUGAUGGAUUUACUGGUCGGACUGGGGCAAUGGUUGUGAUCACGGUGCUUCUAGUUAUUGCCAUGGCUCUGCUCAUCAUCCUUCUGAUUGUGUCUGUGGUAGUCAGGAGUUAAACGAUGGAGUUCAGGGAUCAGCAAACACUUCCAGCCAUUAUAUAUGAACAUUCCUCUUGUUUAGUAGCUGUGUGUUUUAUAAGCUUUCUCUGCACUUUCAAAUGCUCUGUAUUUGCAUUGUACUUCAGAGGGGAAUCUACUUAUUGUGAAUGCAAUCAUUUCUGUGACAUAUUUUGAUCUGUUAAGUAUUGAGAUUAUUUCUGUGUCCCUGGUGGAGCUCUUGGUCUCGCAUGGCUCUGUCACUGAUGCAUUCAUUCACCUCCAGUGAUCCCGAGAACAUUUAACUCUCUCUAUUCCUGAAACAAUCUUCCAGUCUUCACUCUACCUCCCAUUGGAUCCUGUGAUUCCGAUCGAUCUGCCUGUGGUGGGCAUAAAUUACUAGGGGUGAAAACCUCUCGAAGCAACCAUGGGUCCCUGGAGAGUUUAAAAUAAUGGUUCUGCGUUUGCAAAGAAUCUGAUUACAAAACAGUGUUCACCUACAAGACCACUCUUAAUUUGUAAUAAAGAAGUGAAUUUAUAA
This is a messenger RNA of Carcharodon carcharias (great white shark), 1230 nucleotides long. Its product is annotated as uroplakin-2-like. The transcript is spliced from 5 exons. Bases 189 to 710 code for a protein of 173 amino acids. Lineage: Eukaryota; Metazoa; Chordata; Chondrichthyes; Lamniformes; Lamnidae. The record is from RefSeq and is a predicted model, not a curated record.